UCUGUUAAUUCAAAGAAUUGGGACACAAAAGAACUCACCCUGCCUCACUGUAAACAUUAUUCCUCUAAAGUAUUGGAAUCUGCUGGAACUUAAUUGAUCUCUUUUCAGCAGAAUUGAGAGUGGAGCUACGUGAGACCUCUAUCAGGCCUGGCCGGACCCCAGUCUACUGCUCUGCCACUGGGCCAUGGUACAUCAGAGUGUAGCGGCUAAAAUAUGAGCGUCACUCCAACCACCACCCUGGACAGUCAGUUGACCACUACCUGGGGCCCCAAUAACUCCUACCCUGAUGUUCCAAUGGUGAUGUCUGGUUACACAAGUCGCCUGUGGCCUCAUGACUCCCAGCCUCAGUUCUGGAGUAAGUACCAGGUGUGGGAGUGGCUGCAGCAAGUCAUGGACAUGCACCAGAUCGAUGCCUCCAACAUUCCCUUCCAAAACUUUGAUAUGGACGGCCAUCAGCUCUGCAGCCUGAGCUACCAGGACUUCAUCCGUGCCGCAGGCAGUGUGGGACCCAUUCUCUUCCACAGCCUCACAGAGCUCAAGUGGAGUGGACAGUACCAUGUGGAAAUAGGGCAACUGGAACUCAAACCAGAACUAGACUUUUCCUGUCCAUUUCCAGAUGUCAGCUAUCCCCCUGGAGAAAUCUACGACCCCUCGAUCCACCCCCUUCCCGUCGCCUCCCCGACCCCCUCUAGCCCUGACAUAAAAAGAUCUUACAGUCGUCCACAUCAGGUCAAAAAACACAACCCAAGAGGUACCCAUUUAUGGGAGUUCAUCAGGGACAUUCUACUGAACCCUGAGCGCAACCCAGGGCUGAUAAAGUGGGAGGAUCGGACAGAGGGGGUUUUCCGCUUCCUAAAGUCAGAGGCGGUGGCACAGUUAUGGGGCAAGAAGAAGAAUAACAGCAGCAUGACCUACGAGAAACUGAGUCGUGCAAUGAGAUAUUACUACAAAAGGGAAAUCUUAGAACGAGUAGACGGACGCAGACUGGUUUACAAAUUUGGAAGGAAUGCAAGAGGAUGGAGGGAGUCAGAGAAGUGA
This is a messenger RNA of Scomber japonicus (chub mackerel), 1038 nucleotides long. It is a transcript of the gene ehf, whose product is annotated as ets homologous factor. Gene Ontology annotation, biological process: cell differentiation; regulation of transcription by RNA polymerase II. The transcript is spliced from 9 exons. Bases 214 to 1038 code for a protein of 274 amino acids. The record is from RefSeq and is a predicted model, not a curated record. Gene Ontology annotation, molecular function: sequence-specific DNA binding; DNA-binding transcription factor activity, RNA polymerase II-specific. Gene Ontology annotation, cellular component: nucleus. NCBI's taxonomy places the organism in Eukaryota, Metazoa, Chordata, Actinopteri, Scombriformes, Scombridae.